Messenger RNA from Ostrea edulis (European flat oyster), 6128 nucleotides. Its product is annotated as growth arrest and DNA damage-inducible protein GADD45 alpha-like. Gene Ontology annotation, biological process: regulation of cell cycle. The coding region runs from base 5222 to 5695 and encodes 157 amino acids. Gene Ontology annotation, cellular component: nucleus; cytoplasm. The record is from RefSeq and is a predicted model, not a curated record. The transcript is spliced from 3 exons. Lineage: Eukaryota; Metazoa; Mollusca; Bivalvia; Ostreida; Ostreidae.
GAAAGAAGCGCUUAUAUGCUCGCAUUUAUUAAACGUACAAAUAUGUUACAGUUUUCAUUUCAACUUCAUCUGUAAUAAACCAAAAAAUAUAUAUAUUAGUAAAAGCACAUGAUACUUUCAUAACUAAAACAAUAUCGUAAUUUUGGGCAAACUGUGGGUGGGAGGGGGUGUAAAUGUGGCAAAGAAAAGCCUUCGAAUGAGGAAGGUCGUGCUUUGUUUGAAUAUCUGUUUUACAGGUUGAAUGAUAUAAAUAGUAACCAAUGGUAGUGGCUUUAAUUUAAGUCAUAACAUAGAACACGUGUUCUAGAACAUUUGAUAAAUUAAUUACAGGCAUGUGCAUGAAACGUAAUUCUCCAGAUCAGAAUUAAAAUGAGAGAUUUUAAAACAUACAUGUAUUCUAUAAUGAUGUUACGUGUAUGCAUUAAAGCUGUAGGGAUACAUGUACAUCCAAAUGGAUUUGCUUUGGUGGGUGCUGGAGUUGAUACAGAUACACACGCACGCACGCACCCACCCACCCAUACGCACACACAUAUUCCGUAUUAAUUAUGAUAUUUUACAAAUUAUCGUCACUAUUUAAAUACGUUAUACUUCAAACAUGUGAAACUGCAUGGUUCUUGGUAAAUAAACAAUACCAUAAACCUCCUAACCAGUUAUCAAAAAUACACUUGUUCUCUACACUAAAUAUGAUAGGUCUUACAUUAUACGUAAUAUUUCAGAAUUAGAAAUCGUUUAUAUUCGUGACUAUUUACAUUCAGCUAUUUACACGGCUAUGUUUUAAAAUGUUAUGAUGCCAGAUACUAAAGAAUUCGAUGUCGGUAGCUACUGUAUGUUUGACUACAAAGAUACCAUUUACUGCUGAAAUGGUCGCACACCAUUCGUUUGUAGAUGUAUAUUAAUGUUAUUAUGGUGAAUAUAGUAACAUUUGUCAACAGGCAAUCUUGGACCAGUCAACCGAAAUUUAGAACUUAUCAAAGCAAAUUUUGACCAUCAAAAUUUGGUUGAACAUUAAAAAAUACAUUAGACAUUUGAUUUUGAUUAAACUGAAAAUGGAAAAAAAAUAUUUUCGAAGGAUAUCGAGAGAAAGCUAUCCCAAUACAAAGAAAUGUAAUAAAUAAAUAAAUAUCGAGUGUACUGCUUCUUUCAAACACCAUUUCAAGAAACGGGCAGCGAGAACAUCAAUGUGUUUCAAAAUGUAAACGAUUUGUAAAUCAUAGACGCAUAACAAAAAAAUUAACGCUUUCAAACCCGAUUCAUUUACACCUUUUCUGAAGAAAAAUAUACACUAUGAUAAUAAUUUAUGUGUGUGACAAAACAUUCUCGAUCAGUUGGUCAUACUGUGAUACUUUCUUCAUUUCAAAUCCUCAUCUAUCGAUUCCGUCAUGGAAUUUUCACUCACAUCUGAGAUUUUAUUCACAGAAUAAGUGACAUCAGUAAAUAAAGUAACCGACAUUUAUUUCUAAGCCCUAGCCCUGUUCAUCAAGUUUUGAAACACAGUCCGCGUUUAAUUUUUGGGCGUUUUUAUAACAUGGUAACUCUCCAUAUUUUGCUUACUAUGUUGUGUAUUAAAGCUCGAGACUCAAAGACCUAAGCUUAUUUUUCGACCUGAGGAUUUCAUACUUUUUCCUGGUGUUGACAUGUUGGAUGACGGUUACUGUAGUAACGGACAGUCGGUUAAUACCAGUGAAUAUUUUUCUAAUAGCAACUUUUUUUCAAUUCUUAGCAGUGUGGGAGUAUAUAUGAACAUAUAACAGAAAUACGACGAACAUGAAUUGUCACUUUAAACCGAAUGGAUAUUAGCUAUUGAAAACAGCACUCAAGUAAUCUUCACAUCUAUGAUUUUUUUUUCAUUAAAUACAGCAUUUUUUUUUAAUAUUUGCUUGAUGUUUUUCUUUGGCUGAAAAUAAAAAUAACAAGAGCGACUAAACAUGUUUUGAUGGGUAGUUUAACAAAAUUUUGAAAAAAAAACAACCCCAAAAAAAACAAUGCUUCGUAGCGAUAAUACCUGGUGCCCUAUAGAUAUAUAAACAAUGGCGACAGAAGUAGGCAAGCGAGGCGCACUUUGAUGCAUACUAUCCAGUAAACGCGAAUUACGUCAGGAACCAAACGGUCUGCAGCUUCAAAGGGAUUCUCCAAUAACUGUAAUUUUCUGACGUCAAAGUAAGGUUGUUUUUUUUAUGCCAAGAGGUAUUCAAUUUGAAAGUCUAGCUAUGCAAAAAGGGCAAACAUUUGUAUAUAUAAAAUUCCAAAUGAAGAUAACAAACUGCAGUCAAUCCUUUAAAGAAUACAAAAUUUAAUUAGAGUAGGGGCAAUCACGGACCUCUGAAAACACCAUGGGUGCGUGCGACCAAACGCCCAAGAGGAGAAAGCAUCCCCUGUCGACUAGUCACACCCGCGGUGAGCCAUAUAUCUCGAUCAGGUAAACGGAGUAAUUCGUAGUCAAAAUAAUCAUCUAGCUAGUCUACAAUUUUCUGUUUGCAUUUUAUUUCAUUUAUUUACUCAAACCAUUCACUUAAGUAUGAUUUUAUAAUCAUAUAAACAACAUUGCUAAGGGUACAAUUAUAUAAAUAAUACAUGCACAUAAAUGUUUAUAAGCACAAAAUAGAGGUGACGACAUAAUGCAUACAAAACUAUUACAAAGAGAUUCAGGAAUCUGAUAAAUAUACAUAAUAGGGAGGACAGCAGACUAACUCCUGGAUUUUCAGAAAUAAACAUAUACAUAAUUUUUUUUAUGUUUUAAAGUUUCAUGUUGUCAUUAAUUCUCUAAAUUUCAGUGUAUUAAAGCCAAAAACAGUUCUAUCUCUAAAAGAUGUGAUGGUGCGUUGUAUCGUGUUUCCCCCUUUGUAUGAUGGUGCUUUGUGUCGUGUUUUCCCCCUUUUGAUUAUGAGUAACUUUGAUAUUUCAUUUCCGCAUGGCUGUACAUGGCCGAUGAUACCAAAGAUCACAUGUAAUAACUUCCGAUUGUCAUAAAAAUCCCUGUCAUAUCCGCAAUCAAUGAUAAGACUAAAUAUAGUAACUACUAUUAUAAUACUGAAUUUGGAAUUCAGAUAAAUAAUUUUUCUCAUUAACAGCACCUCUGUUUAUGUCAGCCUUGCUGUUCGUGGAACAUUUCUAUCGAUGCUUAGAAUUACAUAGGUGUAUUUUGCAAAUGAUGUAAACAACAAAAUACCCAGAACAAUAAAUCUAUGACCUUCCAAGAGCUAAUUUGUUCCAUGUACCUAUAAAAAACCUACCAUAUUGGAAACUUGGGGGUAGCUUUCAGAUUUGGUAUCUGUUUAUCAUUGCAUCCUUCCGUUUCCGGUACCCGCCCGUGGGAGUUCAUAAAGUACUCUGCUUGUCACCUUACGAUACAGACGAUUUUGGGUGGAGACAUUGAAAGUGUUGAAAAUAAUGAAUGAACGUUUAAAUUUGUAUUUAGAACAUUUACAUUGUAAAUUCAGACUUCUCAAUGGGAACAAUGAUUGAUUCAAAGACAAUGGGCAAUCAUUUAUAUGUGAAUCAUGUUGUUAUAUAUACAGUUUACGGCAUGAGUCCCCUGACGUAUGAUUAUGUUUCAUUCAUAUAUCCGUGUCAUGCUCGCCACUUCAGAUAUACAUGUAUCGUCAGGUGAACAAAUCAGGUGAACAGGUUGACCCCGCUGCGUGCUAGUCAGGCAAUGGUUACCAAAUGUUUACAUCCCGUUAUUUCCCCGUUACUAUCGCCAGUCGCGAGAGUACAGGCCUGGUACCCUGAUCCCAGUACUGGCCCUGGUACAUUGCCAAAGUACAACAUGCAAGGUCCAGGUACGCGAUACACUUGGUACGGCGUAAGGUAAAAAUAAGUCAGUUCCGACAAAAACAAAAUGAAUCAUGGCCUGGCACAGUGUACCAACAGCAGACCUCAAUCUGGGUAUUAUCGUACUCGUUGUUUGUGGUCUGCUGGAAGGUUACUAAACCAUGAAGUGAAUCAGGCUAGGUGAAAUCAUUUAGUUCUUAUCAAGAACAUAACCCCGUAUCAACGUCCGAACCGCUAGGAAAGGUUCGAGCUAGUGCACUACAAGUAACAAAGCCAAACAACCUUCGAUUUUCCUCUUAGUUUGAUAAUAUUAAAUUGCUAUAUUACAUGAAAGUGUACUGCCAAUUGCUUGAGGUGAAAUUCUCAAUAUUUUUCGACUUAUGCAUUUAUUCUACAGCGAUGGUUAAUUCUCUGCAACAUUUUAAAUUCUAACACAUUGUACACAUAUUUACAAGUAAAUAUUUACUACGCCACCAUCAUAACCUGACCUUCAAUUAAUGACGGACAAACAAUUGCACCAGUAUUAGGAUAUUGCGUAUCUAUCAGAACGAUAACGCAGUGGAAGUGAAUAUCUACAGUACCUGUAAUUAAUCUAUGUACUUGCUGUAAGUCAAACCAAUAUGCAAAUUGAUUCGUCAUUUUAUCUUUACAACAUUAGAGAGAAAGUGUAAAACAAAGAAAUCUAAAUACUCAGCUUGUUCGCGGCAAUACAGACACACUCUGAAUCAUCGAAUUAUACGUGACACAAAUAUUAUCUAAUGCUUCCAUUUCUCUUCAUUACCUUUCAUUUGACCUCGAACAGUACAUAGAAAAUAAAUCAUACCAAAGAGAGAUAGCAAUCAAUCAGUUUUUUACAAAUUGUUCAUUCGGUCGACGAUUAUUCAUUACACAAUGUACACCAGCUUAUCACUUACGGCAUCGACUCGAGUGUUUUACAUAUUCAUCUAUUUAGUGAAUGUACUAAUAAAACCUUUAAACCGCUACGAUAAGCCGUGUGGAAACCUGUACUUCAGAAAUCGCAAAUAUCCGGUACCACUAUUCUUUGAAUCCAUACACAACAAGUCAAAGUCCGAUACAAUUUGAAACCAUUCUGCAUGACCUCAUGCAAGGUAUAAGAAAGCAUUAACUUGUGGGUUACUAGGUCAUAUUAACAUUAUUCUUUCUUUUACGAAAUUUAACAUAAAAUAAGUCAACAACCUGUAUUCUUCCAGGUUCAUUUACUCCGAUGGGCAUUUUCUUCUGUACGGGAUCAAUUCAGGUCAACAACCAGUAUGUAGGACGAAGACACGGCAAUCGGAAAGCGUAGAACCCGUUAGCUCCGCCUACUUUUCGCCGACGGUAUAUAAGCCACGGUCGCUUUGUAUAGAACACAUGUUCAGGAUAGACACCGAUACUGCUACACGCAUACUACGAUUCUUGGGAUUUAUUACACAAUACAAAGGAAUUAAUUAUGACUAUUACGGAUUUACUUGCAUCAAAAAUGGCUCAUAAGGACAGAUGUUACAUGACCAAAAUCGGCGAGGCCGUGAAAGACGUCGUCAGCAUGGCUGCAAUAGACAGAAGACUGGUUCUUGGGGCCAUGCCUAGCGCUGAGUUCCUCGGCGAGGAGGCUGACAACGUGGCUCUUUGUCUCCUGCUAGAGAACAAAUCGGAUGACGUCCUCAUCAGCAUUCAACACAAACUGGUAGAGGCCUACUGUUGGGAAAAUGAUAUUCCUCUGCUGAAAGUGGACAGCGAGGACAAAGUCCGCCACAUCCUGGCGUCUAAGGGUGAACAGAACAACAACGAACCCGAUGACCUGUCUUGCAUACUUGUUAAGAAUGCAGACAAAAUGUCAUCAUCCGAAUCGAUGCUGGCAGACUUCUUCGAUUACAUCAUGAAGAACGAAAUCGAACCUUUCCCUGUGAUAACCUUGCCGGAGUGACGUAGUGCAGCGAACUGUUUCUCGUGAUUCUCAGCAGCCCAUUCUGAGUAAUCUUAAUUCAUCAUACUGCACGUGAACCCUCGUACUGGCAGCGACGUCUGCACGGAUUGAAUCUACGUCGAUCCUUAGAGCGAGAAGACUUGCGCCAAAAGAGCACGUGUUCCUUCAACAAGAGUUCAGUACAUGUGACAACUCCACUGGACAUUCUUGGAGUACAUGCAAUUCGUCUGUGGAAACAAGAGAGUUCGCAUUUCAAGAUUUGUACUAACGGGAUUGUUGAUUUUGCAUACUAGUAUUUUGUAUGCACAUGGAACUUUAACAAUACUGAUUUUCAGUACUAAUGACAUUAGACUAUUCGGUACAUUGUACUUGUGAGAAAAACAAUGAAAUUAUUGUUGUUGAAAAAUGGUAAUAAAUCUUAUGUUUUAAGAAA